AUGCAGCUCAUCUUUGGGCUUGUUACGGGGUUGUUGACGUGGUCAGCUGUUGCUGCCACUGUCAAUACGGUUCAUCCGCGUCAAAGUAAUCGAACGGACUACAAGGUUGGAUAUACUCCACUCAAGACGGAAUGGACGGACACAGUGGGGACCAAUCCUUGGCCAGAGUAUCCACGACCACGCCUCCAGCGAACAGACUGGAAAAACCUUAAUGGUGUGUGGGGAUACAGGAACACUACAAAUGGUUCGGACGCAUCACCACCUUUCGGACAAACACUGGAAAACCCGGUCCUAGUUCCCUUCUGCCUUGAGAGUGCUCUCUCGGGUGUGACAGGAAAGGGUCGCAUGUGGAGUUGGUACCAGACAUCAUUCGCAGUACCGUCAUCAUGGCCUAGCGGCAACAACGUCAUCUUGAACUUUGGUGCUGUUGACUACGAGGCCACAAUCUUUGUGAACGGCAAGAAUGCUGGUUUCCACAGAGGUGGAUACUUUGAGUUCAGUGUAGACGUGACGCAAUACCUGAGCGCAAAUGGGACGAAUGAACUGCUGGUAUAUACCUUCGAUCCGACGGAUGUGGAUAUGGUCCAAAUACCGAUCGGAAAGCAAACGUUGAACCGAGAGGGGAUGAUCUGGUACACACCAUGUAGUGGUAUCUGGCAGACUGUGUGGCUUGAGUCAACACCAAAAGAGCAUAUCUCGAAACUGGACCUAACAGCGGAUAUGGAUGGGACUGUGACUGUAACUGUUCACAGCAGCACUAACCUAACAAAUAUCCCAUACGAGAUCACAGUCCAUGAACUAGGCUCAACCGAUGCCAAAGCGACAGCUAAGGGUACUAGCGGAUCCGCGUUUACCUUCAAUGUCCCAUCGCCAGAACUGUGGACUCCCGAUAGUCCUACCCUGUACAAUAUCACCAUAAAAAUGGCCAGUGACACCAUCCAAAGCUACACCGGAUUCAGGACUGUUUCCCGCGGUACCAUCAACGGGAUACAGCGCCCACUCCUGAACGGAAAGUUCGUUUUCCCCUUCGGUACGCUCGAUCAAGGGUACUGGCCAGACGGAAUCUACACACCCCCAAGUGUCGAAGCCAUGGUUUAUGAUCUCAAGGUGCUGAAGAAUGUUGGCUACAACAUGGUACGCAAGCACAUUAAAGUUGAACCGGCCUUGUUCUACAGAGCUUGCGAUGAGAUGGGGAUGCUGGUCAUCCAAGACAUGCCUUCUCUACGACCAGAUCUGCCGGACGGCUGUGGUAGUAAGCGAUUAGCAGGCCAAGAUGCGCAAGAUGAGUUUGAUCGUCAGUUGGCUUUGAUGGUAGAGCAGCUCAAAUCAUACCCCAGUAUCUUUGCUUGGACAAUCUACAACGAAGAAUGGGGUCAGGAUACCUCGCCUCCAUGGCCCGAAUUCCCAUUAACAGAAAUGGUAAGAAAGAUCGAUCCCACUCGCCUAGUCAAUUCUGUCAGUGGUUGGACGGACCAUACAGCCGGCGACUUCGACGACAACCACCACUACUCCACACCCCAAUGCGGCACGCCAUUCUGGUCCCGCCAAGGCAACAACUACGACUCCGCCUACGACAGUUCGCGCAUCGGGCUCCAGGGCGAAUUCGGCGGCAUCGGCACACAGCUCCCUGAGGACAACUUCGCGCACGCUUGGUUCAAAGACCUAGAGAAGCAGACCGCAUACGAACUUACCAACGGGACCAACUGGUGGAACUACCGCUGUCACGAUUUGCUCAACCAGUUGCGCGAGCAGAUUGAUCUUUUUGCUUGCUCGGGCGGGGUCUGGACGCAGACUACGGAUGUGGAGGGAGAGGUUAAUGGGAUGAUGACUUAUGAUAGGAAGGUCGUGAGGAUGAAUGAGACUAUGUGGAAGGAAGAUAUACAGGCGCUUUAUGAAGCGGCGGAGAAACGGGCGAAUAAUGCGACGAUGGUGAUCAGGGAUGUUAGUAGAGGGGGGUUGCAGUACGGUAUGCCUUGA
Alternaria metachromatica is the source of this 1977-nucleotide messenger RNA. RefSeq lists its product as uncharacterized. Gene Ontology annotation, biological process: carbohydrate metabolic process. The transcript is spliced from 4 exons. Lineage: Eukaryota; Fungi; Ascomycota; Dothideomycetes; Pleosporales; Pleosporaceae. Bases 1 to 1977 code for a protein of 658 amino acids. Gene Ontology annotation, molecular function: hydrolase activity, hydrolyzing O-glycosyl compounds. The record is from RefSeq and is a predicted model, not a curated record.